CGUUGGGCUGCCCUUGGAGCGCGAGCAUGUGCAGAAGCAGGAAGGGCGCGCUCGGAGCCGGAGCGGAGCCUGUUCUUACACCUGGCGGGGCGGGAGGAAGAGCAGCCGCGGCGCCGGCGGCGGUGGGGGCGGGGAAGUGGACAGGCCACGUUUGGUUUUGUUUUGAUUAUGGGGCGGGCGAGUUCCCUCCUCCUUGGCGGGGGCUGCGAGUGGAGCGCCCCGGCUGGAGCGUAGCUCCCUCCCUCCGCCCCCAGAGCCACUAGGAAGAGGGAGAAUCAGCCCCCUCCCUUCGCCUGCGCUCGCACUAGUGCUGACCCCGCAUGGCUGGGGAAGGAGGCGAAGGCGGAGGCUCUGCACCAGCCAGGCGGCGGCGGCGGCGAGACAGCGGCGAGAAACAGCGCUUGCUUGCUUGCGCCGCUGCCUGCGGCGCGGGGGCUGCCCGCGGGGCUCGCUGGGGCCCUUGCAGCCCAGUCGGGGCGGAGGGGGUGUGACAGCCGCGAGCUCAGGCGUAGGAAGGCUGAGGGGCAGGAGCAGCUCCCGCCGAGUCCUGCCCUGCCAGUGUAGCGGGGGGAAGCCGAGCAGGAUGCACGGGUAGGGGGUCCCCGCUCCCCGGAUCUGCUGUGCCUGCAUAGGCCCCUCUGACUGCCCUUGGGGGCCGCUCUCCCCUUGCCCGGGUCAGCGGCGGGAGGCUGCUCCGCAGCACUUUGCACGCCCCGGCUGCUGUCUGGGAACGUAGCAUGGAGAAACAGGGUCAGGACGAGACGCUCCCUCACCCCCUGGAGCCGGAGCCGCAGCCGCAGCCGGUGGGGAGGGCGAUGGGGGAGAAGCGGUUCAAGCUGUGGUAUGUGGGUUGGUCCUGCCUGGACAGACGGACCACGCUGCCCAUGCUCCCCUGGCUGAUGGCCGAGAUCCGCAGGCGCAGCCAAAGGCAGGACCCUGGCGGACCCCUGGGUAGCUCGGUGCCCGCCCGGGAGGUGCUGCUGCUCCUGGGCUUCCCGAACCUCCGCUGCGUCCCCGCCACCUCCAGCGGCAGCCCGGGCAGCGCCAACCCGGCCGUCUUCAUCUUCGAGCACAAGGCGCAGCACAUCUCCCGCUUCAUCCACAACAGCCACGACCUCACCUACUUCGCCUACCUGAUCAAGGCGCAGCCCGACAACCCCGAGUCACAGGUGGCCUGCCACGUCUUCCGGGCCUCUGACCCCAACCAGGUUCCUGAUGUGAUCAGCAGCAUAAGGCAAGUGUCCAAAGCAGCCCUGAAAGAGGAUGCCAAGCCUGGUAAGGAUAGUGAAGAUGCCUUCUACAAUUCCCAAAAAUUUGAGGUUUUGUACUGUGGAAAGGUGACUGUGGCCCAUAAGAAAGCCCCCUCCACUCUAAUUGAUGAGUGCAUUGAGAAAUUCAGUCUACAUGAGCGCCAGCGCCUGAAACUGUUGAGUGAGCAGCGGAGCACAGAUUCCAGCUCAGACUUAACCUUGUAUGAAGGAGACGUGCCAACUUCUCCGUCAGAUAGUCCAUUUGAGGAGUUAGAUGGCACGAGCACCACCACCGGGCACACUGGGAUCUUUACAGUUGGAGGCCAGACCAACCUGGCUGGCACCCGUGUCUCUUUCCCCGAGCGAAUUUUGGAGGAUUCUGGCUUUGAUGAGCAGCAGGAAUUCCGCUCCCGGUGCAACAGCGUCACUGCAGUUAUGCAAAGGAGGGUUCAUGAUACCAGCCUGAAAACACAGCCACGCAGGAGACAUGCAAGUGCACCCAGUCAUGUUCAACCCUCAGACUCUGAGAAGAACAGAACAAUGUUGUUUCAGGUUGGACGAUUUGAAAUUAACCUUAUCAGCCCAGACACCAAAUCUGUUGUGCUUGAAAAGAAUUUUAAAGAUAUCUCCUCAUGUUCUCAGGGCAUACAACAUGUUGAUCACUUUGGUUUUAUUUGUCGGGAAUCUAUUGAACCUGGGAUAAACCAGUAUGUUUGCUACGUGUUCCAGUGUGCAAGUGAAUCUUUGGUUGAUGAGGUAAUGCUUACCCUCAAACAAGCCUUUAGCACUGCUGCAGCUCUACAGAAUGCCAAGACUCAGAUUAAACUGUGUGAGGCCUGUCCUAUGCACUCAUUGCAUAAACUCUGUGAAAGGAUUGAAGGUCUUUACCCACCAAGAGCCAAACUUGUAAUUCAGAGACACCUGUCAUCACUUACUGAUAAUGAGCAAGCAGACAUUUUUGAACGUGUUCAGAAAAUGAAGCCUGUCAGUGACCAGGAAGAAAAUGAGCUUGUGAUCUUACAUCUGCGACAGUUGUGUGAAACUAAACAAAAGACUCAUGUCCAUAUUGGCGAGGCACCAUUGAACAUUUCAAACAGUGCAAUCCCAGAAAACACUGCCAGCAGUGGCCGGUUUAAACUCGACAUUCUGAAAAACAAGGCCAAGAAAUCCUUGACUAGUUCUCUGGAAAACAUCUUCUCAAGGGGAGCUAGCAGAAUGCGAGGCCGUCUGGGCAGCAUGGACAGCUUUGAACGGUGCAGCAGCCUUACUUCUGACAAGGACUGUUCACCCGGGGAUUCUCCUCCGGCCACUCCUCCAGCUUCCCCCGUGUCCUCGGUCUGGCAGCCAUUUCCCGAAGAGGACUCUGAUUCUCCUCAGUUUAGAAGGCGUGCACAUACUUUCAGCCAUCCAACGUCCAGUGCCAAGAAGAGGAUUACUUUCCAGGACGGGAGGUCCCAGAGUGUUAAGUCUCCACUUCUGAGGCAGAAUUCUAUAGAGCAGAGCAGUGAUGGGGAGGGAAGGAAAAGGACCUCGUCCGUCUGCAGCAACGAGUCUGUAAAUGCCAGCGGGGUCACUCUUACCCCCCGCCGCAUCUCCUGGCGGCAGCGAAUCUUCCUGCGGGUUGCUUCACCCAUGAACAAAUCUCCCUCAACAAUGCAGCAUCAAGAUGGGCUUGAGGGGAAUGAAUUGUUGCCACUGUCCCCUCUUGCUCCAGCCUUGGAGGAGGACCCUCUUUCUUUGAUAUUGCAAAAUGAGGAUGCCCCAGAUAAGGCUGGCGGGAGGAAAAAAUCGGAAGAGUUGCAGAGUCUGUGGAGAAAAGCUAUCCAUCAACAAAUCCUACUGCUUCGAAUGGAAAAAGAAAACCAGAAGCUGGAAGCAAGCAGAGAUGAACUCCAAUCGAGAAAAGUUAAAUUGGACUACCUUGAAGUUGGUACAUGUCAGAAAGAUGUCAUAAAUAUCUGGGAUAAGAAGUUAUUAAACUGCAGAGCCAAAAUCAGAUGUGAAAUGGAGGAUAUUCAUACCACUCUGAAAGAAGGUGUACCAAAAAGCCGCCGGGGAGAAAUUUGGCAAUUUCUAGCUGUACAACAUCGCGUAAGACAUGGACUGCCAAGCAAACAACAACCUCCUGACAUCUCGUACAAAGAACUCUUGAAACAGCUGACAGCUCAGCAACAUGCUAUCCUUGUAGAUCUAGGCAGGACAUUCCCUACACAUCCUUACUUCUCUACCCAGCUGGGAGCAGGGCAGCUGUCACUCUUUAAUCUCCUGAAAGCUUAUUCUUUGCUGGACAAGGAAGUGGGUUAUUGCCAAGGUAUCAGCUUUGUGGCUGGAGUGCUGCUUCUACACAUGAGUGAGGAGCAAGCCUUUGAAAUGCUGAAAUUCCUCAUGUAUGAUCUUGGCUUCCGUAAACAGUACAGGCCAGACAUGAUGUCACUACAGAUUCAGAUGUAUCAACUUUCAAGACUCCUCCAUGACUAUCACAGAGACCUCUAUAAUCAUCUUGAAGAGAAUGAAAUCAGCCCCAGUCUUUAUGCUGCACCCUGGUUUCUCACGUUGUUUGCUUCUCAGUUUCCGUUAGGAUUUGUAGCCAGAGUUUUUGACAUUAUCUUUCUUCAAGGAACUGAAGUCAUAUUUAAGGUAGCUCUGAGUCUACUUAGCAGCCAAGAAGCACUUGUAAUGGAAUGCGAGAGCUUUGAGAAUAUUGUUGAUUUCCUUAAAGGCACUAUCCCAGACAUGACUAAGCUUCAAAUGGAAAAGAUUAUUACCCAGGUUUUUGAGAUGGAUAUUUCCAAACAGCUUCAUGCAUAUGAAGUAGAGUACCAUGUACUACAGGAUGAGCUGCAGGAAGGUUUGAAUCCCUGUGAUGAUGUUGAACCUUUGGAGAAAUUGGAGAGGGCCAACAGUCAGCUAAAGAGGCAAAAUAUGGACUUGUUGGAGAAGCUACAGAUAGCUCAUGCUAAAAUUCAGAGUCUGGAAUCCAACCUGGAAAACAUAUUGUCUCGAGAGAACAAAAUGAGGAGCUUAAUCCAGUCGCUGGAACAGGAAAAGAUGGCAUAUCAAAAGACUGUUGAGCAAAUAAGUAAAUACCUGCCAGUAGAAGCACUGUCUGACUGUGAACUGUUCCUGAAGGAAGUAAAUGCCAACCCAAACAAUAAAACAAAGCAAGGAAAUAAGCCAUAAGUAAGAGUUUCAGGCAGUAUAAUUUCAAAUAUGAAGGGAAAGCAAAGAUAUGUAUGCUGCUAUAACAGAACUCAGAAAGCAGCAGGUAGUGGUUUGCCUAAAACCGGUGCUGGGACACUCAUAGCAGCAGAUGGGCCUUGUCACUCUCAUUAUGCAAAUCCCAGGUUAUCAAAAUAGAUUUUUUUUUUUAAUGGUUGUGUACAUAUAUCACAAUGGGAAAUAAAGGACUGUUGCAUUUAAUUGUGACAAGUAGAUGUAUAUUUAGAGUUGAUUUAAAGGAAAAGGUCAGAACUUCACUAAUGAAAGCCAAAGUGGUGGUAAAUUAAAAUUUAAUUCUAGAUGCCUAUCUUUUGUCUUGUAGCAAAAUGAAGAUAAUGUGUCUCAUAUAUAUAUAUAUAUAUAUAUAUAGUAUAAUACUUGAAAAAGAUGAAUGUAUUUUUUCCUCCAAAGAACAGCAUGUUUCACAUGUUUUGUGGAAUUCUGUGUAAACGAGUGUGUUUGUCAUUAAUUCUACUGACGUGUGUAUAUAACAAUAACUAAGGCUGACUGUCACCAUGUGGCUCUUAUAGGGAGAAUUAUAAUGCCAUAUGCUGCCUGGAAUGUGCCAGUCAGGAAGUUACUCCCCCAUGCCAGUUGAAAUUGACAGGCAUUAUGUCACAGUUAUGCCUAAAGAACUCAAAAGACUGAAAAGUCAGGAAAAAGCAAGAGCCAGAAAAUGGUUGUUACCUCACUUCCUGCCUCUCCCACCCCGGGAGUUUGACAAUAGGAGUUGAAGGAAGGAAACAGGGCUGCAGAGUGGUCUGGACUCUGAGCUUAAUUUCCUGCAGGUGACAUGUUGUGGUAAUGUAUUUAAAACUGGACAGGGUUUUCAAAUUGCAAAAGAAACCUUGUAAGACCUUCUGUUGUCAGACAGUUCACUGAUUCCCCCAAUAGUUAUAUAGCUAAUUUUUGGGGGGUGGGGAGGUAUAAUGGGGCACUGGAUAAAGUGGGGAGCUAGGAUUUCUAAACAUUCUGAAUCCCCAAAUACAUUGUGAAAGACAUACAUCGGAUAAUUUUCAGGCUUGUGCUGUGAAACUGAAUAGGGAGAGGAUUAGCUAGCCAGACUUUAAAUGUCAUGUACCUUUCAAUUUAAAGCAUUGGUUUGAAACACAUAAUUGAAAGGACAUAUUAUAAAUGCAGCUUAACGCUUUCAGGCUGUUCCUGUAUUCUGUUACCACCACUUCUUUGUAAACUUGUUUUAAUUAUCCUGUCAUGAGUGAAUCUGUCCUAGACAGAGGAAGGUAAGCCCAGGUAAUUUCUUAGAUUGUAUGUAUGUCAACCAAAAGACAAUAAAUAAGAUGUCUACAGAUUUGAAAAAUCUAGUUGUGAUUAGUGUAAAUCUGCAAGAAGGUUUGUUUGUAUGUAGGAGACAUGUAUUUUGGAAUUCAUGUCAGAGUUGUUACUUGAAUGUUAAAAUGGGUCACGUUAUCUUACCAUUUAUGCUAUAUUCCAGGCAGGUGGCUUUUUUUGUUUUGUUUUUUGUUUUUGAAGUAUAAAAAUCAAGCCAAGUGCCAAAUUCAGCGAAGUGUCAUUUACGCAUAAGAUUGUUUGAUUGGAAAGCAAAUGUUGAACCUAACUGCUUUCUGUGUCACAAUGCUUUGUUAAUUUCAAGGGAAAAAAAGAGCAACAGAAUCACUGCUUUGCUGCUCAUUGCUGCAGAGUUUAGUUUUAUUUCCAUGGUGGUUUUCUUAUUUGGUAGUACUCAUUCAAUUACUGUAUUUAUCUUUCUUAUUACUGUCGGGUGCAAGCUCUUACACUGUGCAUAAAAUUACAUGGAAUCUGACUUGGUAUUUCAAUAAUGUUUCAUUGCACCAGAUGGAAAAAUGCCAAGUGAAGAGGCAAUUCUUUGCAGUUUGUUCAAAGUAAAUUUUAGCUAAUAUGUAUAUACAGAACUAAUCCCAGGGAACUGCAGUACAGUGUAGUACAAGACCAAGGGUGUUCAGAUACAUACUGUUACUUUUUCUUUUUUUUUUAGAUGCACUGAAUGUGCUUUAUCCUCUGUUUUACUUAUAUCAAUUUUUUUCAUGUGAUGCCUGGAGAAUUUCCAAUAAAUGUAAUUUGCUGCA
This is a messenger RNA of Chelonia mydas (Green sea turtle), 6535 nucleotides long. RefSeq names its product TBC1 domain family member 4 (gene TBC1D4). Lineage: Eukaryota; Metazoa; Chordata; Testudines; Cheloniidae. The transcript is spliced from 19 exons. The record is from RefSeq and is a predicted model, not a curated record. The coding region runs from base 738 to 4430 and encodes 1230 amino acids.